UGCCUGGGCCGGAUGCCGGCUGUCUGAGGGGCGCGGAGACCUGCGGGAGGGAGACGGCCGCAGCAUGGCGGCCCGCAGCGCGCCGCCCUGCCCUCCGCCUUCGCGUCGCAGCCGCCGGGACCACGGGGUCCGCGGGUGCUCGCUGUGAGCCCGCCGCGCGUCAGCCCGCCGCCCGCCCGCCCUCCUCCCCUCGCCGCCUCCGCCGGCCCGGGGGGCGGCCGGGCGCACCGCGCCCACCCGCCGGGGCCCUGGGACCAUGGAGGACGUGAAGCUGGAGUUCCCCUCGCUCCCGCAGUGCAAAGACGACGCCGAGGAGUGGACUUACCCUAUGAGACGGGAGAUGCAGGAAGUUUUGCCUGGAUUGUUCUUAGGCCCAUACUCUUCUGCUAUGAAAAGCAAGCUGCCUACAUUACAGAAACAUGGGAUAACGCAUAUAAUUUGCAUACGGCAAAAUAUUGAAGCAAACUUUAUUAAACCAAACUUUCAACAAUUAUUUAGAUAUUUAGUCUUGGAUAUUGCUGAUAAUCCAGUUGAAAACAUAAUACGUUUUUUCCCUAUGACUAAAGAGUUUAUUGAUGGAAGCUUACAAAAUGGAGGGAAAGUUCUUGUCCAUGGGAAUGCAGGUAUCUCUAGAAGUGCUGCCUUUGUUAUUGCGUACAUCAUGGAGACAUUCGGCAUGAAGUACAGAGAUGCAUUUGCUUAUGUCCAAGAAAGGAGAUUUUGUAUUAAUCCUAAUGCUGGAUUUGUCCACCAACUUCAGGAAUAUGAAGCCAUCUACUUAGCAAAAUUAACCAUACAGAUGAUGUCACCACUCCAGAUAGAAAGGUCCUUGUCUGUGCAUUCUGGUACCACAGGUAGUUUGAAGAGAACACACGAAGAAGAGGAUGAUUUUGGAAACAUGCAAGUGGCAACUGCACAGAAUGGUUGACCUGUGAGGACUGUUACGCGGAUGUGAAUUUCUAUCUGGAAAGGAGAAAAUCCUAGUGAUAAUGUAAAAUGGUAAAAACACAAAUAGUUUCUUUUCAAUUAUAUGUUGCUUCCAGACAUGUUUCUCUGCAGCUUGUUGAGCAACACUUUCAGAUGAUGGACUUCUGCAGCAGAUGGCGCUAGGGUGAUGGGUUCACUUAACAACAGCAACACCACACUUCAUGGUUUAUUAUAAACCAAGAAUUUUGGACUUGCAAAGAGGUAUUAUUGCAAUAAUGCACUUUUCGUACUUGAAAUUUAUUUGUAUGAUAUAAAGUUAUUACUUUAAACAAAAUGCAAGUUAGGGGAAUUUGUUUAUAGAUUUUGGAUAAUUUAUAACAAACAAAUUUCCUAAUAUUUCCUAAAAACUCAUUUUGUGUUAUAUCUAUUACAUUUAAAGUAAUUUUACAGUUCAAUUUUAUGAUGGAGCCUCUUACAGAAACAUUAACAAAAUGUAGAACUCUUCCACAUUUUUUAGUAUAAUUCAGUACUUUAUUACCAUUUUUUUAAACUUCUUGGUCCCAUAUCUUUAAAUCAUGACUUUAGCCAACUAUCCUACUUUACUAAUUUAAUCCAGUUAAUACUUCCUUUCGAAUUGCCUUCCUUAUUCUAAAUGAGAAGAAAAGUUGUAAUGAUCAGAGCAAGAGGUCUUACUUUCUAGAAUCAGAUACUCAAAAAUAAGGAUAGUAUUGUUAUUUUUCCACGUUUUUUUUUUUUUUUAUUUUUGCUGUUUGUUUAAGCCAAAUGUAGACUUUGUCAUUUCAGAGUUGCCUAGCCCUUCUAACCUUUGUCCAAAAUGGUUCAAAGUAGGCUUUUAAGAAACCAAACCAAUGUAGUGCUGUUUCUUCAAUAUGAAACCCCCAAAAGAAAAGUGCCUUGCAUUAACAGUUAAAUCCUCAUGACCUCUAAAUUAGUAUAUAGAGCAGUGAAAGGCUAUUAACAUUUUUAUGUAAUUUGUUUUCAAACCAUAAAUUAAACUGAAUCUGUGCUUGAAGAAAGUAAAUUAUUUGGAAUGAGGAA
Molecule: messenger RNA, 1986 nt
Organism: Psammomys obesus (fat sand rat)
Lineage: Eukaryota; Metazoa; Chordata; Mammalia; Rodentia; Muridae
Gene: Styx
Product: serine/threonine/tyrosine interacting protein
Exons: 11
Coding region: 257-928 (223 amino acids)
Biological process (GO): negative regulation of SCF-dependent proteasomal ubiquitin-dependent catabolic process; protein dephosphorylation; negative regulation of protein binding
Cellular component (GO): cytoplasm; nucleoplasm
Molecular function (GO): F-box domain binding; protein tyrosine/serine/threonine phosphatase activity
Source: RefSeq, a predicted model, not a curated record